UCUUUCAGCUCUGAUUAGUGAGAUCCUCAUUCAGCAGGAAAUAAUCCUUGAGCAGCAGUCACUCAUUCUAAACUGAUGCAAGCACAACAGCAGACCUCCACUGACAACACUGAAGAGGGGCUUCUGAAACUAAACUACCUGAAAGCUCUGCACACUCAGGAAGGUCAACUGCACCGUCCAGACAUGAAAGGAAAAUUGUUCAGUCAUCUAGUUUUCAUCAAACAGCUUUUCAUGCAACUGAGAUCAAGUGAUGUUCACCUUUACACGCACACAGCCUGCCUAUACUGUACAUUGGCCACAAUCACGUCUCUUCAGAUUAAUCAUUCAGGUCUGACUGGAGGAGUGUGAAUGGGGUGUUUUUGGUAUCAAACAUAAUGUUGUACACGGUGGUUUAACAAUGGUGCAGUUGUCCUCAACAACACGGAGGCAUUCAUGAAACGGAAUAAAAUCAGAAAAAUAAAAUAACAAGAAUAAUAAAUCACAAGUUAGGACACUUCAAGCAGGAUAAUUAUUAAUGGUAAAAUAAUAACUGUAUUGAACCGUGAACACAGCAAACCCAGACCUGUACUGACAGAGUCCUAAGAAAUUCUUGGCAAUUUGUGACUCACUGAAAAAUAAUAAAUUUCAAUAAGAAAUAAGCUACUUACUGUAGUUUGAACAAAACAUGUCACUCAUCUCUGCUUUUUUAAUGUGUGUGCUCAGAAGCAAUGAAUAAGAGAAAAUGGACCUGUGAGGGUAAAGAGACAGACGCUGAGUCACAGUGGCCACCACUCUGUGUGUAAUCUGAAGAAAGGCCCACACGUCAGUAUUGUAAUUGUGUCUGUUAACAUCUGUUAGUAAUGAGCACCGGGUGGUAAAGUGGCCCCCUUGACUGAUGAAGACUCACCAGACAGCAUUCCUGUUUGUUACUUUAUUCACAAACCUGCACUUCCUCAUUUCAGUGUGUUUGUAAUGUAGAAGAUCAGCCAGAGAGCUGACAUUAGACACACCGAGUCCUGCUGCAGUCUCAGGUUUGGCCUCACAACUGACAACGUCUGCUGAAGUUGAGGGGCCGCAGCGGCAUAUUGAAUAAAGUCACGUCGUCAGUUCAUGGGUCAUCAAGGACAUAAACAGUCCUAGCCUGCUGAGAGCUCACCUAAACUUUGGUGAAAGGAGCCUUUAGAAGAGACAAACGAUCAUUCAAACUACAAAACCUAAAGAUGAGUGAAGACGGCUUCAGUGAGAAGUUUGUGUCCAUGAUCUCAAGGAAAGGAAGAUCUGAUGAAGACUUUGUUGCUUUGUCUGGUUUAACACACAAGUUUCCUAAAGUAAUAAAAACCUUCUCUAAUGAGGAUCUCCUCAAGAUCACAGAGUUCUACAAGCCACACCUGGCUUACGUGAUUGAAUACGACAUCACAAGUAUCCUGCAGAACCUGGUCACCAAGAACAUCCUCACCAACGAUGAAGCCAAGAGAUUCAAAGCCAAAGAAGAGGGUCAGGGGCGGGCAGGUGUGGAGACCUUCAUCAGUGACAUAAUGAAGAUGGAGAGUGUGAUACUGGUGAGCCUGUGGGUGGCGCUAGCUGAAGAACUUGUGAGAUUUCCAUCACCAAACCUGACAAGAAUACUAGAGGAGGUGACAGAGGGCGGACAAGACCUCUUGAUGAACAUUCAGGCAAGUCUCCAGCCCACUCCCAUUGAUGAUGGUAUUAAAGGUCUUCAUGAGACACACAGAGGUGGUGUGUCUGAAUCUACAAGAACUCUGGAGGAGCAGGCUUCUCCUGGAGAUCCACGCACCAGAGCUGUGGGUUUUGAGACUCGAUACACAGAGCUGUUGGUCAUUGGUCAGUACAGAAGGACGUACAGUGAGAGGCAUCAUGAACUUGAGAAGAUGGGGAGAACUCAUGCAGAGCUAAUAGAGGAGCGGACAAAAGAGAAAUGUGAGAGAAUCUGGACAGAGCAGCUUUUUAGGAGGAGUCCUGGAAGUGAGACAGACUCUAACAUUGUAGUGGUCAGUGGGGUGGCUGGGAUUGGGAAGACCACCAUGGUCCAGAAGAUCAUGUUUGACUGGGCCAGAGGCACUCAGUACCAGAGGUUUGCAUUUAUGUUCCUGUUUAAAUUCAGGGAGCUCAACCUACUAGACACGGAGACAGAGCCACAGAUGCCUCUGACCAGGCUGAUUGUAAGGCACUAUAAAUAUCUCAAUGACCCAAAGUUGAGAGAAAUCCUUCAGAAACCUGAAUCUCUCCUCUUUAUAUUUGAUGGACUGGAUGAGUACAAACACAAACUGGACUUUACACAGGAGAAGCUCUGCUCAAAUUCAGAUGAUUACUUUCCUGUCCACACCUUGGUCACCAGCCUGGUCAAAAAGACAUUACUGAAGGGCUGUACAGUCCUGAUAACCACCAGACCAACAGCCCUGGAGACCCUGCACAUGGAGAGAGUUGAUCGAUUUGCAGAGAUCCUGGGGUUCUUCCCUGAACAAAGACUGAUGUACUUUAAGAAGUUCUUUGGUGACGCUGAGCAGGGCGUUGAGGCUUUUCAGUAUGUGGAGGAGAAUGCCGUCCUAUACACCAUGUGCUUCAACCCCUCGUACUGCUGGAUUAUCUGCUCUGUGCUGAAGAGCCACUUCAUGACACCUGAAGAAGACCGAGGAGCUGAGCCCAAAACUGUCACUGAGCUCUUUGUGAUGUUCCUUCACAACAUCCUCACCAAUCACAAGCGAGAAGACAAGGACCAGCGAGAGGUUCUGGUCAAACUGGGAAAGAUGGCUUAUUAUGGGGUGGCUAACAAGACUCUUGUGUUUUAUGACAAGUUUGAGAUAUCCACCUUUGGUCUCCGGCCAGUCCUGUCCUCUCCAUUCCUCUCAGGGUUCCUCAAAGAAAUCCUUCAGAGAGAAAGCACUCUGGAACACACAACGUACACAUUCUACCAUCUCACCCUGCAGGAGUUCAUGGCCGCCUGCUCCUUCUACCUCGAUCCAUCAGAGGGCAUCGAAGAGCUGCUUGAGAAGCUGGGCUCAUGUAAAGAUGGCCGGUUUGAGAUUCUCACUCGAUUCCUGGCAGGACUGGCAAGAUAUUCUGUGUUUAAAACACUGGGGGGAGUCAUGGGAGAGUUUGAGAGGAAGACAGCAAAACAGAUACUGGAGUGGGUGAAGAAGAAAGCUGAAGAGGCACUACAGGGAGGAGAUAAAAGUGAAGCUCUGCGAGUGUGUCAGUGGCUCUAUGAGACUCAGAAUAAAAAAUUAAUCAGAGAUGCCAUUGGAAAGGAUUUAAAGAUGAGCUUUAUUCAGAUGUCUUUAUCUCCUCUGGACUGUGCUGUGCUGGGCUCUGUCAUCAACUGCUGUGGAGAACUUGAGGAGCUCAACCUGUCAAAGACACCUCUCACCUCAGAGUGCAUCAUGAGACUAGCGCCGGGGCUCAUCUGCUGCAGACGUGUCAUCCUGUCUCUUUGUCGUCUCACCUUCAGAUGUUGCUCAUCUCUCUCCUCAGCUCUUUCUUCUCCACACUCACGACUGACUGAACUGGGCCUGAGCUUCAACGACAACAUGGGGGACUCAGGAGUGAAUCAGCUGUGUGAGGGGCUGAGGAGUGAAAACUGCAAAUUAGAGAAACUGAACCUGCCUCGUUGUGGUCUCACCUCCAGAUGUUGCUCAGCUCUCUCCUCAGCUCUUUCUUCUCCACACUCACGACUGACUGAACUGAACCUGAGAGACAACAACAUGGAGGAUUCAGGAGUGGAUCAGCUGUGUGAGGGGCUGAGGAGUGAAAACUGCAAAUUAGAGAAACUGAACCUCAAGUAUUGUGGUCUCACCUCCAGAUGUUGCUCAGCUCUCUCCUCAGCUCUUUCUGCUCCACACUCACAGCUGACCGAACUGAACCUGAGCAGCAACAACAACAUGGGGGAUUCAGGAGUAGAUCAGCUGUGUGAGGGGCUGAGGAGUGAAAACUGCAAAUUAGAGAAACUGAACCUGUGGUCAUGUGGUCUCACCUCCAGAUGUUCCUCAUCUCUCUCCUCAUUCCUCACUUCUCCACACUCACAGAUGACUGAACUGGACCUGAGCAGAAACAACCUGGAAGAUUCAGGAGCUCGUCAGCUGUGUGAGGGUCUGCGGUCCCCAAACUGUAAAUUAGAGACACUGAGGCUGUCUGAUAAUGAGAUCAGUGAGAGUGAGAGGAUGAACCUGUGGUCACUACAGGAGGAGCUGAACAGGACUGGAUGGCAGGUGGAUAUCCACACUGGAGAAUACUGAACAUGCUGAUCAACUGACCCCAGUGAUGGUGCCCCCUGUCCACUCCCUCUAAAUUCCCCUCUUUAUUCUUUUAUUAUCUCCUCAGCUCUCCUCCACAUUUAAUAACCUCUCCAUGUCUUCUUCUCAGCCUGUGUGCUUCUUCUUUAAACUCACUUGUGUUUCUCCACCCUAACACACUGAACUGGUUAUCAGACUCCACAAGUUCAGACCAGAGACCUCUGAGUUUCACCAGCCAGAGAACCACAGUGAGAAUUGUCCUCUAAAACCAGCGGGGGUCACAAAGCCCACCGAGGGGAGGAGCAGAAGCAAACCUGGGUGGACAGUCCAGUUGUAGGGUGAUGGAGAGUGAGGCUAAUCCUGGCAUUGGUGACAAAUUCUGGACAGGCACCAGGCCAUCACAGGUCAAGCUGAUGGUGGUCUGAGCAGAAACCUCCUAAACCUACUGCUCCCCAACAUCAUGUGGUGUUUUUUGAACCCAUGUCUGCUCCACUCCUUCUUCUAAUAAUAAUAAUAAUUCAUUACAUUUAUAUAGCGCUUUUCUCAGUACUCAAAGCGCUAUCCACACAGGGAGGAACCGGGAAGCGGACCCACAAUCUUCAACAGUCUCCUUACUGCAAAGCAACAGCACUACCACUGCGCCACCUGCCUCAUUUGCACACAUUUCAUGUCAUCUUCUGUUUGUGACUGAAUAGACUCUACCAUGUGCUGGUUUGGACUUCUGUGACACUUCAACACACACAAAGCUCAGGUCUCUUUUUUUCAUUUCAUUUUCAUUUCUCUUUUCAGGUCUUUUUUGUCAUUCCGUCAUUGUCA
Messenger RNA from Erpetoichthys calabaricus (reedfish), 5042 nucleotides. RefSeq names its product NACHT, LRR and PYD domains-containing protein 3-like. Gene Ontology annotation, cellular component: cytoplasm. The transcript is spliced from 11 exons. The record is from RefSeq and is a predicted model, not a curated record. Lineage: Eukaryota; Metazoa; Chordata; Cladistia; Polypteriformes; Polypteridae. Gene Ontology annotation, molecular function: protein binding. Bases 1200 to 4229 code for a protein of 1009 amino acids.